CGCGCCGGGCGGGGCAGGGCAGGGCACGGCGCUCAUCACCACAGCGCUGCGCCGAGGCGGCGGCUGUUGCGGCGGCGCGGCGGGUGGGUAGCGGCGGGCGACUCCUCCUCCUUCUCGCCCGGCGCAGCAUGGCGGUCAAGGUGCAAUCAGCCAAAAGAGCAGAUCCUGCUGAACUACGAAAUAUUUUUUUGCAGUAUGCCAGUGUCGAGAAAGAUGGUGAGCAUUACAUGACCCCAGAAGAUUUUGUGCAGAAAUACCUAGGACUUCAUACAGAUCCACGUUACAAUCCUAAAACAGUACAGCUGUUGGCUGGAGUGGCAGAUCAAACAAAGGAUGGGUUGAUUUCCUAUCAAGAAUUUUUGGCAUUUGAAUCUGUUCUGUGUACUCCAGAUGCAAUAUUCAUUGUUGCUUUUCAGUUAUUUGACAAGAGUGGCAAUGGAGAAGUAACAUUUGCAAAUGUCAAAGAAAUAUUUGAACAAACUAUUAUUCAUCUUCAAAUCCCCUUCAACUGGGACUGUGAGUUCAUUCGACUGCAUUUUGGACAUAACAGGAAGAAGCAUCUUAACUAUUCAGAGUUCACUCAGUUUCUUCAGGAGCUGCAGUCAGAACAUGCAAGACAAGCCUUUGCAUUGAAGGACAAAAAUAAAAGUGGUAUGAUAACUGGCCUGGACUUCAAUGACAUCAUGGUUACCCUUCGCUCGCAUAUGCUGACUCCAUUUGUGGAAGAAAAUUUAGUUUCAGUAGCUGGUGGAACUGUUUCACAUCAGGUCAGCUUCUCCUAUUUCAAUGCAUUUAAUGGCCUUUUGAAUAACAUGGAUCUUGUUAGGAAGAUAUACAGUAACAUAGCAGGUACAAGAAAAGAUGUUGAAGUCACAAAAGAGGAAUUUACCCACUCUGCAAUCCGAUUUGGACAAGUUACACCACUGGAAAUAGAUAUUCUCUACCAACUUGCAGAUUUAUACAGUGUUACUGGGCGCCUAACUUUGGCAGAUAUUGAGAGAAUAGCACCACUGGCUGAAGGGGCGUUGCCUUACAACUUGGCAGAACUCCAGAGGCAGCAAUCUUUUGGAGAGUUAGGCAGGCCUAUCUGGCUCCAGGUAGCUGAGUCAGCUUACAGGUUCACUUUGGGCUCAAUUGCUGGAGCUGUUGGUGCUACUGCAGUAUAUCCCAUAGACCUGGUGAAAACUCGUAUGCAGAAUCAGCGCUCCUCUGGUUCAGUUGUAGGAGAGUUGAUGUAUAAAAACAGCUUUGACUGCUUUAAAAAGGUUUUGCGUUUUGAAGGCUUUUUUGGUCUUUACAGAGGCUUGUUACCACAGCUGAUAGGUGUUGCUCCAGAAAAGGCUAUUAAGCUAACUGUUAAUGACUUUGUCAGAGACAAAUUUACUAAGAAAGAUGGUUCCAUUCCACUCCCUGCGGAGGUCCUUGCUGGAGGCUGUGCAGGAGCUUCCCAGGUCAUCUUCACUAAUCCACUGGAGAUUGUAAAGAUUCGUUUGCAGGUAGCAGGAGAAAUUACUACAGGACCCAGAGUCAGUGCCCUCUCUGUCAUAAAAGAUUUAGGCCUUCUUGGUCUUUAUAAGGGUGCCAAAGCAUGUUUCCUCAGAGACAUUCCCUUUUCUGCAAUCUACUUUCCUGUUUAUGCUCAUAGUAAACUGAUGCUUGCUGAUGAAAAUGGCCAUGUGGGAGGGCUUAAUCUUCUUGCAGCUGGAGCCAUUGCAGGUGUGCCUGCUGCUUCUUUGGUAACCCCUGCUGAUGUCAUCAAGACAAGACUGCAAGUGGCAGCUCGCGCUGGUCAGACAACAUACAGUGGAGUUAUUGACUGCUUUGGAAAGAUUCUAAGGGAAGAAGGCCCUUCGGCUUUCUGGAAGGGAGCUGGAGCUCGUGUGUUCAGAUCUUCGCCCCAGUUUGGUGUUACUUUGGUCACUUACGAACUUCUGCAGAGAUGGUUUUAUGUCGAUUUUGGAGGCCUCAAACCUUCUGGAUCAGAACCUACCCCAAAAACUCGAAUUUCAGAUCUUCCUCCUGUUAACCCUGAGCACAUUGGUGGAUACAGACUUGCUACAGCUACAUUUGCUGGUAUAGAAAAUAAAUUUGGUUUAUAUCUUCCAAAGUUUCGAUCUCCUGGCAUUGCCUCAGCUCAGCCAAAAACUAGCAGCUGAAUCCCCAGAAGAUGAU
Messenger RNA from Phalacrocorax carbo (great cormorant), 2172 nucleotides. Lineage: Eukaryota; Metazoa; Chordata; Aves; Suliformes; Phalacrocoracidae. The record is from RefSeq and is a predicted model, not a curated record.